Pteronotus mesoamericanus is the source of this 4150-nucleotide messenger RNA. It is a transcript of the gene VAPA, whose product is annotated as VAMP associated protein A. The transcript has 6 exons. Gene Ontology annotation, molecular function: FFAT motif binding. The record is from RefSeq and is a predicted model, not a curated record. Bases 246 to 995 code for a protein of 249 amino acids. NCBI's taxonomy places the organism in Eukaryota, Metazoa, Chordata, Mammalia, Chiroptera, Mormoopidae. Gene Ontology annotation, biological process: neuron projection development. Gene Ontology annotation, cellular component: plasma membrane; endoplasmic reticulum membrane.
CGUCACGUGGGGCGCCGUGGAUCGCAGUGCGCGUGGCCGCGGUGGUUGGUGUGGGGUUGAGUCAGUUGAGACCAGGAGCUGCUGACCUAGCAGGCAGCCCACUAAGCCCGCGACUUAGCGGCAGGCGUUUGCGUGCGGGAGCUGUGAAGUGUCCCCAUCAUAGAGCUCGUGGGAGCCAGUCGUCCCUCCUCCCCAGCCAGCAAACCGCCGCAGCGGGCGCGCCCCCGCUUUGCGCUGUCUCUCCGAUGGCGUCCACCUCUGGGGCCAUGGCGAAGCACGAGCAGAUCCUGGUCCUCGACCCUCCCACAGACCUCAAAUUCAAAGGCCCCUUCACAGAUGUAGUCACUACAAAUCUUAAAUUGCGAAAUCCAUCGGAUAGAAAAGUAUGUUUCAAAGUGAAGACUACAGCACCUCGUAGGUACUGUGUGAGGCCCAACAGUGGAAUUAUUGACCCAGGUUCAACUGUGACUGUUUCAGUAAUGCUACAGCCUUUUGACUAUGAUCCCAAUGAAAAGAGUAAACACAAGUUUAUGGUACAGACAAUUUUUGCUCCACCAAACAUUUCAGAUAUGGAAGCUGUGUGGAAAGAGGCAAAACCCGAUGAAUUAAUGGAUUCUAAAUUGAGAUGUGUUUUUGAGAUGCCCAGUGAAAAUGAUAAAUUGAAUGAUAUGGAACCUAGCAAAGCCGUUCCACUGAAUGCAUCUAAACAGGAUGGACCCAUGCCAAAACCACAUAGUGUUUCACUCAAUGAUACUGAAACAAGGAAACUCAUGGAAGAGUGUAAAAGACUUCAGGGAGAAAUAAUGAAGCUAUCAGAAGAAAAUCGACACCUGAAAGAUGAAGGCUUAAGGCUCAGAAAGGUAGCACACUCGGACAAACCGGGAUCAACCUCAGCUGCAUCCUUCAGAGAUAAUGUCACCAGUCCUCUUCCUUCACUUCUUGUUGUUAUUGCAGCCAUUUUCAUUGGAUUCUUUCUAGGGAAAUUCAUCUUGUAGAGUGAAGCAUGCAGAGUGCUAAUUCUUUUAUUUUCUCUUGACCAGAAAAAGAUUUGUUUACCUACCAUUUCAUUGGUAGUAUGGCCCACGGUGACCAUUUUUUUUGUGUGUACAGCGUCAUAUAGGCUUUGCCUUUAAUGAUCUCUUACGGUUAGAAAACAAUAAAAACAAACUGUUCGGCUACUGGACAAAUUGUAUAUUACCAGAUCAUCACUAGCAGAUGUCAGUUGCACAUUCAGUCCUUUAUGAAAUUCAUAAAUAAAGAAUUGUUCUUUCUUUGUUGUUUUAAUAAGAGUUCAAGAAUUGUUCAGAGUCUUGUAAAUGUUAUUUUAAUAAUCCCUUUAAAUUUUAUCUGUUGCUGUUACCUCUUGAAAUGAUUUAUUUAGAUUGCUAAUCCCACUCAUUCAGGAAAUGCCAAGAGGUAUUCUGUGGGGAAUUGGUGCCUCUUACAGUGUAAAUUUUCUCCUUUACCUUUGCUAAUAUGGCAGAAUUUUUCUUACCCCUUGUGAGGCAGUUGUUGACUGAGUUUUUCAUCCUUACAAUUCUGUCCCAUGGUAUUUAACAUAAAAAAAAAUAAAACUGUUAACAGAUUCUUGCUCAAUAGCUUGUUUGUGUCUGUCGUGUCAUUAGAUGGGGAUACCAGAAAGUCCACUCUAUGAUAAUUUGAAAUUUAUAAUGCAUAAUUUUAUCUUGCAUUGAAACCCUUUCAGAUUUACAGUAUUUGUAAGUAAGUCUUCAUACUAUUAAGGAAAGGAACUGAUAAAUUUCGUGCUACUUUUGGUAUUUUGGAAGAUCAUAAUCAGUUUGUCUUCAAGAUAAUACAAAUUAAGCAAAUACCAUGAGAAUAAAAGUGCUGUAAUUUCUGUCAUUUUAUAUGUAUGCCUUGUGGCUGUGUUGCGUUUACCCCAUUCUUAACAGGUCCUUUUAGUAUCAUUCCAAGAAAGAUUCAUUCUUCUUGGUGGUUCUAGUCAAAUGCUUUUAAAUGAGCUUAUUAAUUUCUUUUAUAAUAUUUUGUUAGGUAAAAGUAGAUGUUUUUUCCUGCCCAGUUUGACACUCAAAAGUAAAUUCCCAUUAUGGAAAUUUGUUACCACUGAGCAAGCCUUGGGAUCUUUGCGAAAAAUGACUAUUCUUUGCAGUUCUGUUAACCAUGUGAAACACAUUUUCAGUAUAAAUAUACAUUUAUAGGGCUUGAAUUUAUUUCAUUUGUAUUAGAAAUAGAAAAUUUUGGAACCAUAGAAAAUGUGUUCAGUUUUUUUUUUUACUGAGUACGAUCUAAUCCAAAUGAAUUUUUAUCCUGAAAGUAGGUGUUGGUUUUGUAAAAGAUACACUUCUAUCUGAAAGGGAGAUUGGACUUCAGGACUUGAUGUGGUGCAGUGAGGUAUGUUAGGCCCACGUCUGUGUAUACGUUUUAUAAAUGAGUGAAAUACUCCCAGUAUUUUGUUUGCCUUUUCAUUUUAAGUAUUCAUUUUGAAUUGUCUGAUCACAUUUAUUGUGUCAUUGGCUCUGUAUUAUUUUCUAUAAAACCUCUUGAUUUUGUGUAAAAGUUACUAAAAACAAACACAAGUAACACCUAUCCAUUACUAGUAUGCUACUGCAGGUAAUGUUUCCAUUGUUGUAUGAUUUACAGUCAUGUAAAAUUUCCUUCCAUUUCCGAUAACUGGAAAAACAUGGUAGAAAGAGUCUUGCAUUUUUAAUCCCAUAAAUGCAGAAUCAGUAAUUCCUUGGCUUAAAGCUCUGUAUAAUCUACAUUGCUGGUGAUAAGUAUCAAGCCUGAUAUUUCAGUGCUGUCAUUUUUUAAAAAAUUGAAGUUCCCAAAAUUUAGCAAAAUCCCGUUUUAUGGGAGUGCUCCUUAGAAUUCCUUUUGUUCAGUCCCUUUGUUUAAAGUUGAGGAAUCUAAGGCUUUAAGAGAGUUAAGGAGAACUUUCCUUGCAUCUCAUAGGUAGGUGAGGCAGACCUGGACCUAGAAAUCUGCUCUCCUGACUUUAGUUUGGUGUCUCUUUGGUCACUUUGUAGGGAAAAGAAAUUUGUAUUAAUUCAGCUCAUGACUGAAGUAAGGAACCUAAGAUGCCAUUUAAUAAGUGUAUGUGGUUUUCUAUCAUAAGCUUGUAUUGCAGGCUACUACUUUUGAAUAGUUUCAUGUAUAUGUUUGCUUUUAGUGUUUAGGCUAGAAAUGCUUCCAUCCCCAAACAUUGAUAAUAAGCAAACACUAUGAAAUACAGCAUAUUUUUAGAUAGGCAUUCUACAAAAUGUAAUAUGCAGUGGCUGGAUUUUAGAUAGAUUGUAGUCUGGGUAGCAUCUGCCAAAAAAGUGUGUGUGGGCUUAACUGUUUUAUGUGUCAGGAGAUGCUCUAAUUGUAUAGGGGACUUUUAAUUUCUGUUCUUUUUAAUAAGUGUAUGAAGUAUGAUCAGAUUAUUUUAUUACCAAUGGUUACUUUAAGAGAGUCCAACUGUAUUGACUGAUAACAUAUAGAUUAAAUUGUCUUCAUUCCUUACAUGUUUAGAAAAUUUUGUCUGCCUGCUUACUUUUGUAUGUAAGCAUGAGGGAAAUACACUGUUGCUGAUAUCAAAAUCCAGUAACUAAGGCCUUAAGUUCGUAUGUGAUGUUAAAUGCACUACUUUCCUUCAUUCUUUCUAUAGUUAAUGUACUUUAACUUUGCCCAUUCUUGUAUUUGCAAGAAACAAAUUUAAGAAUUGUACUCUGAAUGUGUUACCUUUUUAAAAAUGACACUUGGAAAAAUGUACUAAUUCAGAAAUUCUGGUCAAAGAAAUAAUACUUCUCCGAGUAUCUUGCUCAGAACUUUUGCUAAAAUUGGUAUUACCUGCUUGGGAAUUACUUUUGGAUUGUAAUCAUUCAAACUGUGCCACUUCAAAAACAAGUUUUAUCAAUAAGGUAAGAAAGAGUUCUUGUACAGUAUAAUCCUAAGUUGUGAUCUUUUGCCACUUAAAAACAAUCAAGUAAUAAUUUUCCUAGAGCUUUGCACAUUCCUAUUCAGUGAUUUGGUGUGUGCAUAGAUUUUUAAAAAUUGACCUUUCUGAGAGUUAGGGAAAGAUCAGUGUUUACCGUAUGGAAAAACAAUAAAAUGAGGUAAAUGAUCUUUAUUUUCUAGCUUUCAAAGGAAAUUAAACUGUUGCGUGAAUAAAUAAACUGAUUAAAAA